Neurospora tetrasperma FGSC 2508 is the source of this 308-nucleotide messenger RNA. RefSeq lists its product as uncharacterized. Lineage: Eukaryota; Fungi; Ascomycota; Sordariomycetes; Sordariales; Sordariaceae. Bases 111 to 296 code for a protein of 61 amino acids. The transcript has a single exon. The record is from RefSeq and is a predicted model, not a curated record.
AAUGGAAAUUCCGUCAAGCUGUCGCCACCCUUCUUUUUCUGGAACCCACAAUCUUUUUUGGGAAGUCUGGAGGGGCUCAGAAACAAAAUUGGGGAUGCUGUUCGAUUCGGAUGGAGAGUGGUUAUGUACUUGGAAUUGGAUGUAUGUCGGUAAAAGAGAUUCCCUCGAGUGCCCUGAUUAGGUCUGGAUGGUGGUGGGGCCCUAUGAUGUUGGAUGUGUGCGGUAUUGCGACUGUGACCUCGACGGUGCCUGUUGCUUCUGUUGUUCUACCCAACUUGUAUAUGUAUUUGUUCUGAGGUCAGUGGACG